Messenger RNA from Eimeria mitis, 690 nucleotides. Its product is annotated as ftsJ-like methyltransferase domain-containing protein, putative. The transcript has 4 exons. The record is from RefSeq and is a predicted model, not a curated record. The coding region runs from base 1 to 690 and encodes 229 amino acids. NCBI's taxonomy places the organism in Eukaryota, Apicomplexa, Conoidasida, Eucoccidiorida, Eimeriidae.
AUGGCUUUGCGUGCUCUGCAUGCUGAGGUGUAUAGAAGACAGCAGCGGCAGCAACGAGCAGCAGCAAAGAAGCAGCAGCAGCUGCAACUGAAGCAGCAGCUAUCUAGAAAUGCAUUUGCUGCUGCUGCUGCUGCUGCUGCUGCUGAUGAAGAUCUAUUCUGCUGCAGCAAGGAGACAGUACUCGCGCUGCAGCAGGAAGAUAAAUAUGUAGAUGCUAGUUUAAUGUAUUUAGAUAAAGAAGAAACAGAAAACAAACAAAAAUAUUAUUCUUAUAAACAUAUACACAAUGAUACAGACUCAGAUAUAGAUCAUGUUGAUAGACUGGAGAGGGAGUUAGAGGAGUCGCUGCAGCAGCGGCAGCAGAUUGCUGCUGCACUGCAGCAGAAGCAGCAGCAGCAGCAGCAGCAGCAGCAAACACGAAGACAACGGAAGCAGCCUUCAGCUGUACACGUAGCAGCAGCAGCAGCAACAGCAGCAGCAGCAGCAGCAGCAACAGCAACAACAACAGUAGCAACACCAGCAGCAGCAGCAGCAACAGCAACAACAACAGUACCAACAGCAGCAGCAGCAGCAGCAACAGCAACAGCAGCAGCAGCAGCAGCAGCAGAAGCAGCAGCAACAGCAGCAGCAGCAGCAGCAGCAGCUGUGUGUGUCUGUUGUGUGCAGAUGAUGAGCCUUCUAGCGCGCUAA